ACCCACUGAGCCAUCUCACCAGCCCAGGUUUUUUUUUGUUUGUUUGUUUGUUUUGUUUUUUUUUAUUUAGAAAUAUUGUGCAUGCAUGUCGUACACAUGCAGAGGUUACGGGAACUUGUGGCCCUGCCAUUGUGUGUGAAGUGAGAAACUGAUCAGGCUUGGUGGCCAGCACCCACACCCACUGAGUCAUGUCAUCUGCUGACUUUUGGUUUGGUUUGGUUUGGUUUGGUUUGGUUGUGUCUUUAGUUGUGGGUUUCUCUGUGUCCUGGAACUUACUCUGUAGACCAGGCUGACCUUGAACUCACAGAAAUUGGCCUGCCUCCACUUUCCCAGUGCUGGGAAUAAAGGUGUGAAAUACCACCGCCUUGGGUUUUUAAUUAUUUUUAAACAAGAAGCCCAUGUAACUCAGGCUUGUCUCAAACUUCUUCUCUUCCCGUCCUGAGCACUGCAAGAAGCCAGGCACGGUAACGGCAUGCCUGUAAUCCCAGCACUCUGGAAGCAGAAGGAAAAUUAAUUAAGGAUGGAAGCUAGCCUGAAAUAUAUAUAUAUCUUUGGGCCAGCCUGGGCUACAUGGCAAUACCCUGUCUCACAAAACCAAAUAAUAAUAAUAGACCAUUUUAUUUUAAAUAUUUAUUUAAUUUUCAAAUUCUGCAUUUGUGUGUGGGUAUGUGUAUAUGAGUGUAAGUACUUUCAGAGGCCAGAAGAGGGCGGGUCUCCUGGAGUUUGAUUACAUUCAGUCAGUUGUUAGAUGCUGGAAGCCUAGUUCUCAUUAAUUUUAUGCCUAUGGGUGCUUUGUCUGCAAGUAUGUCUGUCUGUACAAUGUUCACAUCUGGUGCAGAAGACAUAGGAUCUCAUGGGGCUGGAGUUCCAGAUGGUUGUAACCUGUGGGAUUGAACCUCAGACCUCUGGAUGAGAUCUUCUCUUAACUCCUGAAUCGUCUCGUGAACCUCUAAAUAAAAGUUUUAAAGCAGAAUAACAGGAAAACCCACAUAAUUACCCUGAGAAAAUGAGAGAAAUUUGAUAAAAACCAGUAGUCCUCUAAGGAGCUUCAUUAAUAUGAUAAAGGCAUGUAAAAACGCCUGUUUGAACUUUGUUUUUUAAAAAUGUGUCGUGUGUGUUUGUGUGUGAGAGAGAGUAUGCAUGUGUUUGUGUGAGUAGGUGAACGUGUAUGUGUGUGUGCAUGUGCGUGUGAGUGCCGUAGCAUACUGAUCAGAGGACAGCUUUUUAGAGUUAUCUUUCUUUCCCCCUUUAAAUAGUCCCAUUAAGCUUUCAAAACAAAUUCUGUAACUGCUGAGCCUUCUUACUGGGCUCCAGCAUUGACUUUUGAAAACAUGUUUUAUCUUUAAACUUUGGGGGGGGGGGGGUUGUUGUUUAUUUUCAUUUAUUUUUGAGUAUUUUGCUUUCAUGUGGCUAUGUGUAUCAUGCGCCUGUCUGGUGCCCUCAGGAGGUCAGAAGAGGGUGUCAGAUCCUUGGAAUUGGAGUUACAGACGGUUGUAAGUAUGUGGAUGCUGAGAACUGAUCCCUUGUCAAUUAGUGCUCUUGACCACUCACCCUUCUUGUCAGCCCCUAUUUUCCUCUUAGUUACACUUUCUUAAAAUAUGUGGGUGAUUGUGCCAUGACAAAUAUGUGGAGGUCGGAGGAAAUUGGAGGGAUUCAAUUCUUGGCUUCUACCAUAUAGGUCCUGGAGGUCACAUAGGAUUCAUCCUGCCUGGUAGCAGGUGACACACUGCCAGCUGAGCUGUCUCACCAACCCUCCAGCUCUCUUUUCUUUCAGUGAGUCAGUUUCAUGUGGAUCAGACUGGCCUUGAACUGACUUUAAGAGUCAAAUCUGGCCUUGAACUCUCCCUACAAUCUCUUGAAGUAAUUAUGGGCUUGAAGUCUUGAUCUUCCUGCCCACACCUCCCUCCAGAGUGUUGGUUUGCAUGGCCACACCCAGCUGGAAAGUCAUUGUCUAUGAUCAUAAACAGCCAAGGAUUUCCUUUAUCGCCAGAUCUGUCACUUAUGCAGUCAUAGAGGGCCAGUAAGUCAGAAGCAGGAAACAAAGACAUAAAGGCUGGAAAGAAAGAGUAAAAUCCUUCCUCCACGUCAGUGGAUCUGCAGGGGGACAGUCCCUUACAGGUGGAGAUUUCUGAUGCAGUGAGUGAGCGGGACAAGGUGAAGUUCACUGUUCAAACCAAGAGUGGCCUCCCUCACUUUGCCCAGUCUGAGUUCUCAGUGGUUCGCCAGCACGAAGAGUUCAUCUGGCUACAUGACACCUAUGUGGAAAACGAAGAGUACGCCGGCCUCAUCAUUCCCCCAGCCCCUCCCAGGCCAGACUUUGAGGCUUCAAGGGAAAAGCUGCAGAAGUUGGGUGAGGGCAACAGCUCCAUCACCCGGGAAGAAUUCUCCAAGAUGAAGCAGGAGCUAGAAGCGGAAUACUUGGCCAUCUUUAAGAAGACUGUUGCGAUGCAUGAAGUCUUCCUGCAGCGCCUGGCAGCCCAUCCCACCCUGCGUCGGGACCACAACUUCUCCGUCUUCUUGGAAUACAGCCAGGAUCUGAGUGUUCGAGAGAAGAACAGGAAGGAGGUCUUGGGAGGGCUCCUGAGGAGCAUCGUCAGGUCUGCAGAUGAAGUCCUCAUCACCGGCAUAUCAGGGCUCAAGGAGGUAGAUGACUUCUUUGAGCACGAGAGGACCUUCCUAGUAGAAUACCACACCCGAAUCCGAGACACCUGCCAGAGGGCCGACCGUGUUAUGCACUCCCACAAGUGCCUGGCAGACAACUAUAUCCCUAUCUCUGCUGCACUGAGCAGUCUCGGAACCCAGGAAGUCAACCAACUCAAGAGGAGCUUCCUGAAGCUGGCAGAGCUCUUUGAACGGCUGAGAAAACUGGAAGGCCGGGUAGCCUCUGAUGAGGACCUGAAGCUGUCUGACAUGCUGAGAUAUUACAUGCGAGACUCACAGGCAGCCAAGGACCUGUUGUACCGGCGGCUUCGGGCACUGGCUGACUACGAGAAUGCUAACAAGGCACUGGACAAAGCUCGGACUAGGAACCGAGAAGUACGGCCAGCAGAGAGCCGCCAACAGCUGUGCUGCCAGCGCUUCGAGCGCCUCUCUGACUCCGCCAAACAAGAGCUCAUGGACUUCAAGUCUCGCAGGGUCUCCUCUUUCCGUAAGAAUCUCAUUGAGCUGGCCGAACUGGAGCUCAAGCACGCCAAGGUGAGUGCUCACUGCCUGCUCCACCAUGAGCUCCUCUGCUGCUCCCACCUCCUUUCCCCAAGGUAUGGGGGUGCCCCCAGUGAUGAGGGGGCAGCAGUAUACAGCCAAGCCCGGGGGUCAAGGCAACGCUCUUCUGAGGCCCGUGUUUUUUGCCCUUCUCUUCCUUGGGUGGUAGGAGGGGAGCCCGAAGGCUGAGAAAUGGAUACCAUGGUACCAGCCUCGGGGAACUGAGGUCUUUUUUCCUGCAGGCCAGCACCCUGCUUCUCCAGAACACCCUUGUUGCCCUUAAGGGAGAGCCUUAGUGAAACCAGACACUUCACUGACAGCUGUCCUGUCUCCUGCCUUCUCCCUAUAAAGACGCUCUCCUUUCCUACCAUGGGGGCCACUUGCCACACCCUUACUCUUGCUUGGGCAAACCCAGGCCCAAAAGCAGUUGGCUCUGCCUGACAGGGAAGUAUGGGGGGACCAUAGGUAAGCAGAGUUCUAGGGACCCUAGCCCUCUUUACAGCAGGCUGUCUGUCAAAGCUCCAGACCGCCAUCCUGCCACUGGCUUUAGAAGAGUUCGUUGGCACCCCACCCCCACACCUGCUCCUCACAAAUAAACAGCCGGUUUACUGCCACAA
Messenger RNA from Mus musculus (house mouse), 3818 nucleotides. RefSeq names its product sorting nexin 32 (gene Snx32). Lineage: Eukaryota; Metazoa; Chordata; Mammalia; Rodentia; Muridae. Gene Ontology annotation, molecular function: phosphatidylinositol binding. Gene Ontology annotation, cellular component: retromer, tubulation complex; plasma membrane; recycling endosome. Bases 2392 to 3390 code for a protein of 332 amino acids. The record is from RefSeq and is a predicted model, not a curated record. The transcript has 12 exons. Gene Ontology annotation, biological process: endosomal transport; endosome to lysosome transport via multivesicular body sorting pathway.